AGAGGGGUGUGUUGUCUAUAUCUUGUGAAAGUAGUUUAGUGUAAUAUUUUACUGUAGUUGGUUUGCUACUUUGUGGAAGCGUGUAUUUCUUUCGAGUUUUCUGUUCAUGUCUGGUUGUAUAUAAAUUCUUUAGAAAAUGAAGGAGUCAGAAACAGAGACUGUUUCCCAGGAUACCAGCAUAAUGGAAACUGCUUCGGAGUCUGGAAAUGAAGAUUGUUGUUGUUGCCGUUUAGCCAUCUGCAAUCCAAGAAAAUCGGUACACAAAUACUUUGUUUUAAUUUUUAUGUGUUUCAUCGGCUUUGGAAGUUAUUUCUGCUAUGACAAUCCAGGAGCUCUACAAAAUGAAAUAAUGAAAGACAUGAGAAUAUCUACAUCAGAAUUUACAUACCUUUAUGCUUGGUAUUCUUGGCCAAAUGUUAUACUUUGCUUUUUUGGAGGCUUUUUGAUUGACAGAAUUUUCGGCAUUAGGUUAGGGGCAAUCAUUUUUAGUUUGAUAAUUUUAGUUGGUCAGUUAGUAUUUGCUUUAGGGGCUAUGAUUGAUAAAUUUUGGUUAAUGGAACUGGGAAGGUUUAUAUUUGGCAUUGGUGGAGAAUCUCUCGCUGUGGCCCAGAAUACAUAUGCUGUAAGUUGGUUCAAAGGCAAAGAACUAAAUAUGGUAUUUGGUAUACAACUGAGUUUUGCUCGAGUUGGUAGUGCUGUCAAUUUCAAUGUUACACCAACAGUUUAUUCGAAAAUGAGCCAAUAUUUUUAUGGAUAUGAAGUUUUAGGUAUCACACUUUUCAUAGUUUCUUUAACUUGUGUUUUAUCCCUUGUAGCAUCUCUAAUUAUGGGAUUUUAUGACUGGAGAGCUGAAAAGAUAUUGAAUAAAGCUGCAGGACAGACAGGUGAAGUUGUGCAGUUUAGAGAUAUAAAAGAUUUUCCUGCUUCAUUCUGGUUAAUCACAUUAAUUUGCGUUGCAUACUAUGCUGCUAUUUUCCCAUUCAUUGCCCUUGGUAGUGUAUUUUUCUCACGAAAGUAUGAUAUGGAUCAAAGUGAGGCAAACCUUCUUGACAGUAUUGUUUAUUAUAUAUCUGCAGUUGCCUCUCCUUUGUUAGGUUUACUGGUGGACAAAACAGGACGUAAUCUUACAUGGGUGUUUGUUGCUGUAUUCCUGACACUGUUUUGCCAUGUUGCUUUAGGAUUCACAUUCAUCACUCCUUGGAUUCCAAUGGUUCUUAUGGGAGUCACAUAUUCUCUUUUGGCCUGUGGCUUAUGGCCUAUGGUUGCACUUGAAGUUCCUGAGCAUCAGUUAGGAACAGCGUAUGGUAUCAUGCAGUCUGUUCAGAAUCUUGGAUUAGCAGUUGUUGCUAUAGCAGCUGGUGCUAUUGUAGAUUACAAAGGUUACAUAUUCCUUGAAAUCUUUUUUAUAUAUUUCUUAAUUGCAGCUGUUAUAGCAACAAUAUUGCUCUUCUUACUGGAUUAUAGUAGAGGAGGUGCUUUGAAUUUGUCUAUAAAUGACAGGAGAGAAAAAGAAGAAGAAUUGAGAAAAGCCGAACUGCUUGAAAAUGAAAGAAUACUGGCAUCAGGAUCAAUGGCUGAUGUUACUCCUCACGACUUAUUACAACCGCGUUCAGAUUUUUAUAUCCGCAACAGAUAUUUGUGUAGAAUUGGUGCAAAAUUGCCGUCUCACUACGAUAUUACAACUUGUGCUCUUAUACACAGAACUGGACUUAAAUAAUAAAUUCAUAAUUUUAGUAUUAAUGUAAAGUUACUUAAAGUGAUAUCAUGUAUUGUGUUAAAAUGAAAAUUUGGUGCUAUUGAACUGAACAUGUUGUUUACAGAUGAAGCGACAUUCAUUAUAGAAUUCCAUCCAUCUUAUCAACGAUGCUAAUCUUGCUUUUGAUACAUAAAUUAUCUGAUCCAUCUUAUUUAACUACUUUUAAUACAUAACUUAUUAUGAAAGAUCUGUUAUAUUUUGUGCUUAUGAGAAAUUUUUGUGUGAAUGUUGUAUAGAAAUGUGUGUCUCUUAUAUAUAUAUAUAAGAUUUUCUCAAAGUUGUACAUAUUGCUAUUUAUAAAUGAUUUUGAUUUAAUGUUUUAAGUUCUUGUAAUAUCAAAAGUUUUCUCAUUUAAAAUAUUCAGAUUUCAUAAAAAAUUAUAUGAAUAUUUUAACAUGUUUAUUUUGAAUAUAAUUUAUAGUAGCAAUUACAUGCUCCAAGUAUAUUUGUUAUAAAUGUAUUUGAAAUAUAUUUCCUGUGUAUAUUAAGAAAAUAUAUUUCCUGCGAGAGAGUACAACAUAAAUUUUGUUUUGAUAAUAUCCCCUGCAAUUUAUAUCAUCCUGUAACAGUUAAAGAUUAAAUUAUAUAUAUUUACAAUUU
Stegodyphus dumicola is the source of this 2356-nucleotide messenger RNA. RefSeq names its product lysosomal dipeptide transporter MFSD1-like. NCBI's taxonomy places the organism in Eukaryota, Metazoa, Arthropoda, Arachnida, Araneae, Eresidae. Gene Ontology annotation, molecular function: transmembrane transporter activity. Gene Ontology annotation, biological process: transmembrane transport. Gene Ontology annotation, cellular component: lysosome. The record is from RefSeq and is a predicted model, not a curated record.